AUGAAUGUUCUACCAUGUUCCAUCAACGCACUAAAGGGGUUAUACGAGAUAUCCGGCGUGGAAGUAGGCCAACAUUUCUAUUGGCAAAUAGGGGGUUUCCAAGUGCAUGCCCAAGUACUUAUAACUUCCUGGGUCGUAAUUGCUAUCUUAUUAGGUUCAGCCGCUAUAGCCGUUCGGAAUCCACAAACUAUCCCGACCGACGGUCAGAAUUUUUUCGAAUAUGUUCUUGAAUUCAUUCGAGACGUGAGCAAAACUCAAAUUGGAGAAGAAGAAUAUGGUCCUUGGGUUCCUUUUAUUGGAACUCUGUUCCUAUUUAUUUUUGUUUCUAACUGGUCAGGUGCUCUUUUACCUUGGAGAAUCAUACAGUUACCUCAUGGGGAGUUAGCUGCACCCACGAAUGAUAUAAAUACUACUGUUGCUUUAGCUUUACCCACGUCAGUGGCAUAUUUCUAUGCAGGCCUUACUAAAAAGGGAUUGGGUUAUUUCGGUAAAUAUAUUCAACCAACUCCAAUACUUUUACCAAUUAAUGUCUUAGAAGAUUUCACAAAACCUUUAUCACUUAGUUUUCGACUUUUCGGGAAUAUAUUGGCCGAUGAAUUAGUAGUUGUUGUUCUUGUUUCUUUAGUACCUUUAGUGAUUCCUAUACCUGUGAUGUUCCUCGGAUUAUUCACAAGCGGUAUUCAAGCUCUCAUUUUUGCAACCUUAGCCGCGGCUUAUAUAGGUGAAUCCAUGGAAGGUCAUCAUUGAGUACAAAUAAGAAAUAAGAAAAUAAUGCUUUGUUUGAAUUUCAAAGUUCAAACAGUCGCUUUUUCUUUUUUCAUUUCAAUCAAUUCAAAAUUAAGCCCAUGAAUCUUAUUCCAAUAAAUAAUUCAUGGGUAGCUCAAGAUACCCGCUUGAGGAAAUGAUUGAUAUAUCAAUCUAUAUUUAUGAUAUGUAUGAUAUAGAGUAGGAACAGAUAUAUAUGUACGAUAUUAAUAUUUAUUAUAUUACGUAUUACACUACGGAAUUGUAAAAAAAAGGGGGAGAUUCCCAAUUUUUCCUAAGAUCCCCCUUUUUUCCUAUUCAUGUCAUACAUCGCCUUUAUUUGCCCAGUCAAUUACGAAGAUUCAUAAUUUGGAUAAUAAAUAAUUGUUAUCCGUUUGGGACGCGCGACGAAACAACAAGAACUAUGUUCUGCGGAACCGUUGCUAUUUCAUUCCAUUCUAUUCAACAAUUGACCAAAAUUGGAAUUAAGAGGAGUUGGAUCAAUCAAUCAAAUCUUGAUAUGGGAUGAUUCGCUUUGAUGAAUCUCUUCGUUUGUAUCCAUGUGAGAUAAUGACAAAGACAAGAAAGAGUUCACGAAUCAGAUGAAAAAUUCAGUAGGUUAGGUGGGCCGAGCUACAUUACAUAUUAUAUGUGAACUCCGGUGUAUGCUUAGAAGGAUGAUUCCAGGGUCCGAUCCGAUUCAAUAGAAAUAAGAUGGCGAUGGUUUACAUUAUGGAAGAAAACAUGUAUAUGUGAUAGUAGAUAUUCAUAUAUAUGGACUACCCAUCUAUAUUAUUUCAUUCCCCAUCAACUUUCUAUUAUAUAGAUAUAGAUUCCACUUUAAUAGAUAUAGAUUCCACUUUAUUUAUAUGGAUUACGAUAUAUAAGCUCUUCCCUUUUUCGUCUGUGACUUUAUUGUAUAUGUGGAUUGAAUAUGAAGUUAAGCCUAUGAAUGCAUAUAGAGAAGAUGAAGGAGGGAGGAAUUGAAAGAGUGGGUUCGGAACAAAGAAAUAGAAGAACUAAUAUGGAUUUUCAAAGACUUGGAUAGUGAAUAAAAACGAGAUAUUGAAGUAGUUCUGAUGAUUCAGUAAUAUCAAAUAUCAUCACAUCACUUCUUAACUCAAAUUGGGUUCGGAGUUCUUAGUUUAGUUGUAUGGAUCUUAGUGAUGGAAUAUGAAAUAAUAAGUAAUGUAACUAAUUAAUAUAUAAUAUAAAUAUAUAACAUUAAUAAUAACAUUAAUUAUAUAUAAGAAUUCAUUGGUUUAUUUGAUUAUAUCAUUAACCAUUUCUUCAUUUUUUGUUGUGAGGAGCUUACCAUGAAUCCCCUAAUUUCUGCUGCUUCCGUUAUUGCUGCUGGAUUGGCCGUAGGACUUGCUUCUAUUGGACCCGGAGUCGGUCAAGGUACUGCUGCGGGCCAAGCCGUAGAAGGUAUUGCUAGACAACCAGAAGCAGAGGGUAAAAUACGAGGUACUUUAUUGCUUAGUCUGGCUUUUAUGGAAGCUUUAACAAUUUACGGGCUGGUCGUGGCAUUAGCACUUUUAUUUGCUAAUCCCUUUGUGUAAUCCUAGAAACGUGAAAAUGUGAAAAAUACGUACUUCUUUUCUUGCUUUGGCCCUGCCACUUCGCUUCUUCAAAUUAUAUCAACUCAACACUUCACUCCUACAAUCACUUCUUCCUUGAUCCAAUACUCC
Nymphaea colorata (pocket water lily) is the source of this 2435-nucleotide messenger RNA. Its product is annotated as ATP synthase subunit a, chloroplastic. Gene Ontology annotation, biological process: proton motive force-driven ATP synthesis. Lineage: Eukaryota; Viridiplantae; Streptophyta; Magnoliopsida; Nymphaeales; Nymphaeaceae. The transcript has a single exon. Bases 1 to 747 code for a protein of 248 amino acids. Gene Ontology annotation, molecular function: proton transmembrane transporter activity. The record is from RefSeq and is a predicted model, not a curated record.